AUCUUCCGUCCCAGCUAAUACUACAACCACGUCUGAUGUAGAUGAUGUCACUUCUCGCCUCUCAAGAUUAUUCGUAGAUACUACCACCACUCCCGACAAUGUCGGUGAUAUCACUUCUCGCUUCUCAAGAUUAUUCGUAGAUGAAAACUCUCCAGAAAUGGAUCAAGAAAGACGCGAAAAUCUGGGACCUUCAGAUCUUUCAAUAUUCUAA
Messenger RNA from Dentiscutata heterogama, 211 nucleotides. The record is from the annotation of a GenBank genome assembly. Lineage: Eukaryota; Fungi; Glomeromycota; Glomeromycetes; Diversisporales; Gigasporaceae.